AUGGAGACUUUCCAGAAAGAACCACUGAACGAAUCAUGGAAUCUUAAUGAAAGUGGAGCUGUGAACAGAACUGGGCAUCCUUUAAAACGCAAUGAGGAGGUGGCUAAAAUCGAAGUUGCUGUGCUGUUUGUGGUGCUGUUGCUGGCACUCGUUGGGAACCUGUACGUGCUGGCUGCACUUCAUAUCAGUAAACGCGCACAAUCAAGAAUGCACUUUUUCAUGAAGCACCUGUGCAUUGCAGAUCUGGUGGUGGCCGUUUUUCAAGUCCUUCCACAGCUCAUCUGGGACAUCACCUUUCGCUUCUAUGGGCCGGACUUCUUGUGUCGCCUGGUGAAAUAUCUUCAGGUGGUGGGCAUGUUUGCCUCCACCUACCUGCUUGUGUUGAUGUCAGUCGACAGAUGCCUUGCUAUUUGCCAACCGUUACGCUCAUUGCAGCACAGUAAGGACCGGGUGUAUGUUCUCGCCUCGUGGCUCCUCAGCCUGCUGCUCAGCCUGCCUCAGGUGUACAUCUUCUCCCUUAAAGAGAUGGCCCAGGGAGUCUACGACUGUUGGGGAGAUUUUGUGCACCCAUGGGGCACCAAAGCCUACGUCACGUGGAUAAGCCUGGCCAUCUACAUCAUCCCUGUUGCUAUUCUGAGUGUCUGCUAUAGCCUCACAAGUUUUAAAAUAUGGCAGAACUUUAAGUUGAAAAGCAGAAGGCAGCAUUGUGUGUCAAGGUGCCCAGGUGAUGGCAUGACACUUUCACGUGUCAGCAGUGUAAAGCUUAUCUCCAAGGCAAAAAUCAGAACAGUGAAAAUGACAUUCGUUGUCGUCCUGGCCUACGUUGUGUGCUGGACACCAUUCUUCUUUGUGCAGAUGUGGUCAGCUUGGGAUCCGAUGGCACCAAGAGAAGAAAUCCAGCAAAAUGCAGGUACCACCCGAGCACCAGAUAAAGAAGACAGCAUUUAG
Trichomycterus rosablanca is the source of this 948-nucleotide messenger RNA. Its product is annotated as isotocin receptor-like. Gene Ontology annotation, molecular function: peptide binding; vasopressin receptor activity; oxytocin receptor activity. Bases 1 to 948 code for a protein of 315 amino acids. The transcript is spliced from 2 exons. The record is from RefSeq and is a predicted model, not a curated record. Gene Ontology annotation, biological process: G protein-coupled receptor signaling pathway; cellular response to hormone stimulus; maternal process involved in parturition. Gene Ontology annotation, cellular component: plasma membrane. NCBI's taxonomy places the organism in Eukaryota, Metazoa, Chordata, Actinopteri, Siluriformes, Trichomycteridae.